Triticum urartu is the source of this 779-nucleotide messenger RNA. The record is from RefSeq and is a predicted model, not a curated record. NCBI's taxonomy places the organism in Eukaryota, Viridiplantae, Streptophyta, Magnoliopsida, Poales, Poaceae.
CCGUGUUUCUUUUCCUUUGCCCCCCUUUUGAAUUCUUCUCCAUUAUCAUUUGGGCAGAACUUUUUCGAAAGGGCAGAGAGGCAGCAACAGGUGGCGCUCGAGCGGCGGAGGCGGCGAGGCGAUUUGUGUUCUCUUCGAUUAGUGCUUCCCUGGUUUGCUUCAAUGGGGCGGCUGCGGAAAGUUUCUCACAAGGGUGUACCACUAGUCUCUCUCUUGAGAGUGCAGAUUCUCUGAAUGAUCCGUUUGUGCCUAACGAUUUUGCGAUGAUGGUUCUAAUCCUAUGUCUUUGGAAGUCUCUAGGAGGGCUUGACAAAUCUCUAUUUGACUUCUAUAUGGAUCAUAAAGUGAAAUGUUUGAAGAGGAAGUUAUCAUGUGCUGGAAGAAGAAACAUGGGUUCUGUUCAAAAAUCUUCAGCGAGUAAGAGUAUGGAUUUUGAUGCAUCUGAUGUUCCAUUUGCUACAAGAGUUGAGUCAAAUUUUGGUGAUCAUUUUGGCUCUGAGUUUGCUCAUGAACUUGUGGAUCUUGUUCAGGCCAGACAUCAAGAGAAGCCUAAGAUUUUUGUUGAAUGUUCAGAGUCUCUCAUUGUUGAUGUAUUGAAUUGUGUGUUGCAAUCUUCUUUUCUUGCAAACAUUCAUGCUUCCGUGGAAGUUUUUGGCAGUGAGAAUCAUUCACUGAGCAAGUUCUCAUUUGAGUGUUUCUAUUCAAUCUGCUAUCCCCAAUACAAAGUCUGCGAGAUUUGAUGAUAUUCCAGGGAAGUGAUAUCCGUUUUGUUUAUUGGG